Pseudophryne corroboree (corroboree frog) is the source of this 4536-nucleotide messenger RNA. RefSeq names its product gastrula zinc finger protein XlCGF26.1-like. The transcript has 2 exons. Gene Ontology annotation, cellular component: nucleus. The coding region runs from base 118 to 1878 and encodes 586 amino acids. Gene Ontology annotation, biological process: embryo development; urogenital system development; regulation of transcription by RNA polymerase II. Gene Ontology annotation, molecular function: DNA-binding transcription factor activity, RNA polymerase II-specific; RNA polymerase II transcription regulatory region sequence-specific DNA binding. The record is from RefSeq and is a predicted model, not a curated record. Lineage: Eukaryota; Metazoa; Chordata; Amphibia; Anura; Myobatrachidae.
GAAGAGACGUAUGUGACUGAUAUAAAGGCAGAAGAUAUAGAGGGAGAAGAAGAGACGUAUGUGACUGAUAUAAAGGUAGAAGAUACAGAGGGAGAAGAAGAGACGUAUGUGACUGAUAUGAAGGCAGAAGAUAUAGAGGGAGAAGAAGAGACGUAUGUGACUGAUAUAAAGGCAGAAGAUAUAGAGGGAGAAGAAGAGACGUAUGUGACUGAUAUAAAGGCAGAAGAUAUAGAGGGAGAAGAAGAGACGUAUGUGACUGAUAUAAAGGUAGAAGAUACAGAGGGAGAAGAAGAGACGUAUGUGACUGAUAUGAAGGCAGAAGAUAUAGAGGGAGAAGAAGAGACGUAUGUGACUGAUAUAAAGGCAGAAGAUAUAAAGGGAGAAGAAGAGACGUAUGUGACUGAUAUGAAGGCAGAAGAUACAAAGGGAGGAGAAGAGACGCAUGUGACUGAUAUAAAGGCAGAAGAUACAGAGGGAGAAGAAGAGACGUAUGUGAGGGGUGAUCAGCAGUGUAAGGAGGAGGAGAUCCCUACAGAUAUCAGCACAGAUGGACACACAAGCAGGAAUAUCUCAGAAGGACAUCUAAUGUUAUCCCCGGAUUGUGACAUAAAAGAUAAUGGCAGUAGACAGGAUUCUCGAGGAGAUAACCCCAUUACCCCAAUCAUACAUCCAGCUCUAUCAGCUGAUCCCCCUGAUCCUGGUGAAUGUUCUCCUGAUCACUCUGAUAUUGGUGCAUCUGUUACAGCUCUGACAGUAGAUACAGUGUUUCCGUGUUCUGUAGAUGCCAAAUGUUUUACACAGAACACAAAGCGUAUUAACCCACACACAGGUAAGGUAGGUGAAAGGCCACUGAUAUGUCCGGAGUGUGAGAAAUGUUUUACAUACAAAUCAGAUCUUGUUAUACAUCAGAAAAGUCACAUAGGUGAGAAGGCAUUUCCAUGUUCUGAGUGUGGGAAAUGCUUUGCACGGAAAUCAUGUCUUGUUAGACAUCAGAGAAGUCACACAGGUGAGAAGCCAUUUCCAUGUUCUGAGUGUGGGAAAUGUUUUACACAUAAAUCAGAUCUUGUUAAACAUCAGAGAAGUCACACAGGUGAUAAGCCAUUUCCAUGUUCUGAGUGUGGGAAAUGUUUUACACGGAAAUCAGAUCUUGUUAUACAUCACAGAACUCACACAGGUGAGAGGCCAUUUCCAUGUUCUGAGUGUGGGAAAUGUUUUACACGGAAAUCAGAUCUUGUUAUACAUCACAGAACUCACACAGGUGAGAAGCCAUUUCCAUGUUCUGAGUGUGGGAUAUGUUUUGCACACAUAUCAAAUCUUGUUAUACAUGAGAGAAGUCACACACGUGAGAAGCCAUUUUCUUGCUCUGAGUGCAGGAAAAGUUUUACCUGGAAAUCCCUACUUGUUAUACAUCAGAGAAGUCACACAGAUGAGAAGCCUUUUCCAUGUUCUGAGUGUGGGAAAUGUUUUGCAAACAAAUCAGAUCUUGUUAAGCAUCAGAGAAGUCACACAGGUGAGAGGCCAUUUCCAUGUUCUGAGUGUGGGAAAUGUUUUGCACACAAAUCAGAUCUUGUUAGACAUAACAGAAGUCACACAGGUGAGAAGCCAUUUCCAUGUUCUGAGUGUGGAAAAUGUUUUACACAGAAAUCACAACUUGUUAUACAUCAGAGAAUUCACACAGGUGAGAAGCCUUUUCCAUGUUCUGAGUGUGGGAAAUGUUUUGCACACAAAACCGUUCUUGUUAGACAUAACAGAAGUCACACAGGUGAGAAGCCAUUUCCAUGUUCUGAGUGUGGGAAAUGUUUUACACGAAAAUCAGUUUGUGUUAUACAUCAGAGAAGUCACACAGGUGAGAGGCCAUUUCUAUACUCUGAGAAAUAAACCAGCUCUUGUUGCACACAAUGGCCCUCAUUCCGAGUUGUUCGCUCAGAGUUUUUCAUCGCAUCGCAGUGAAAUUCCGCUUAGAGCGCAUGCGCAAUGUUCGCACUGCGACUGCGCCAAGUAACUUUACUAAGAAGAUAGUAUUUUUACUCACGGCUUUUUCAUCGCUCCGGCGAUCGCAUUGUGAUUGACAGGAAAUGGGUGUUACUGGGCGGAAACACGGCGUUUUAGGGGCGUGUGGCUGAAAACGCUACCGUUUCCGGAAAAAACGCAGGAGUGGCCGGGGAAACGGUGGGAGUGCCUGGGCGAACGCUGGGUGUGUUUAUGACGUCAGCCAGGAACGAAAAGCACUGAACUGAUCGCACAGGCAGAGUAAGUCUGAAGCUACUCUAAAACUGCUACGAGCUUGGUGAUCGCAAUAUUGCGUAUACAUCGGUCGCACAUUUAAGAAGCUAAGAUACACUCCCAGUAGGCGUAGGCUUAGCGUGUGUAACUCUGCUACAUUCGCCUUGCGAGCGAUCAACUCGGAAUGAGGGCCAAUAGACAUAACUCAGGUGAAGAACCAUUUUAAUCUUCUGGAGUAUACUCAUCAUUGCCAUGCGUUGUUUUUCAAGGUUCUUAUCCUAUCUCCUAUGCUUUUUGCAAUAUACAUGCUACCACUGGGUAUAAUAAUCAGAUGUCAUGUCCUCAUCUACCACUGCUAUGCAGAUGACCUGUCUUUUGCUCUGGUUACUGAGAACCCAGUACCAAUCCUAAAUGGUUGUCUAGCUGAGCUCCAGGUGUGGGUGAUGCCAGUUGGUGAAACAGGUCCUUGUGAUAGAAGCUCACCAACAAAGGACAGGGCUACAGCUCAGCUUUGCCUACCAACCAGAAUUACGCUUGGGGGUUCAGAAUUACAAAAUGCUGAUCAUGGGGGUGAUUCCAAGUUGUUCGCUCGCUAGCUGAUUGUAGCAGCAUUGCACACGCUAGGCCGCCGCCCUCUGGGAGUGUAUCUUCGCUUAGCAGAAUUGUGAACGAAAGAUUAGCAGAAUAGCGAAUAGAAAAUUCUUAGCAGUUUCUGAGUAGCUCCAGACCUACUCCAACACUAAGAUCAGCUCAGGCCGUUUAGUUCCUGUUUGACGUCAUAAACAUGCCCUGCGUUCAGCCAGGCACUCCCCCGUUCUCCUGACACUCCUGCGUUUUAUACUGGCAUGCCUGCGUUUUUCUGCACACUUCCAGGAAACGGUCAGUUUUCGGCCAGAAACACCCACUUCCUGUCAAUCACACUCCGAUCACUUCAACGAUGGAAAUUCUUUGUUCUGCCGUGAUUAAAUCUACAAAGUUUGAGCUAAAAUACUUAGCGCACUGUGUAGCAUGCGCAUGCGCAUUUUCGCAUUAAUUGCUCCGUUGCCAAAAUCGGCAACGAGCGAACAACUCGGAAUGACCCCCCAUAUGCGGAAUCUUGGUGUCCUGGAUGGUGGAGUGACACUUAGACAUCAGGUAUCAGCCACAAUCAGAUCCUCAUCUGAGGAACAGAGCCAGACUCCAGCACUUUAUUCCCUCAGAAGAUCUACCUACAGUCAUACAUGCACUUGUAUCAUCACACAUAGACUACUGCAAUGUCCUCUACCUGGGUCUCCCAGCAAAAGAAUUGCACCGCUUGUAGCUUGUACAGAAUGCAGCAGCCAGGCUGUUACCUAACCAGCCCGUUCCUGCCACAUAACACCCAUUCUCUACCUCCUCCGGCUGCCUGUAAGAUGGUGACUAUUACAUAAUCUUACUGACUCUCCCAGCCCUAUAUGACCAGGGUCUAUGGUACCAGAAGCAGCUUCUGCCUCAUUACUGCCCUGCUUGUUUACUUCCAUCUGCAGAUAAAGGACUGUUACCAGCAGUACCAAGAAUCCCCAAGCAGUGCUGAGAUGUCAGAGGGGGAGACAGGGUGGUGGCACUAGUGCUGUAGCGGGGGCUGACGGAGGCACUGUCUGUGGGUAAUAUUGUCCCCAAGCAGUGCUAAGGUGUCAGAAGGGGAGACAGGGCAGUGGCAGUAGUAGGGGGAGAUAGGGCAGGUGACAGCAGGCGGGGGACAGGGUGGAUGGUCACAGUGCAGUACCAGGGGCUGCUGGAGGUAGUAACGAGGUGUAUGGGUCCUGCACAGAACCAGUUGAUAAUUAGACUUAAUGAUUAUUCUUCCUUAUUUCUAAUGAAUCCCUUAUAUGUGUUCCUGUUAUUUGCUGUGUCAGCCUUUAUGUGUGUUCUGUGUAAUAAUCCUGAAAGUAGUGCUGCCACCGAUCUCAUAUCAUUUGUAGUAACUUGGAAAAGAUGAGAUAUGAGGUGCACUCUGGAAGCUUAUAGGGGGUUAAUCAGAGAUGAACGCAUCCCCUGGAAAAUGGUCCUGGCCCGCCCUCAUUCACCCCUCAGGGAUGCGGCCACAAUGCGUGUGUCUGCAGCCUCUGCACGUGCAUUUUGUCACCACCAGUAAACUGCUGCGGGCCACUAUUGCGGCUGGGUCUGAAUGACCCCCAUAGGGUUUUGGCUCUCCUGAUAUGAAUCUGUUUUACUUACGUGCAAUACUAUAAUGUAACUUGAAUUGUUUCUGUGCUUUAAAGGAUAUUUUAUCCAUGUUGUGCAGAGUAAAGUAUUUUUUAAGUUUAAAAUAUAGAGAAAAAUCUGUUUAUUAAA